AUGGAGCUGUAUCUGGCCAUUCUUACCCUCACUGCUUUUCUCUCAGCCGAUGCUCAGUUAGAGCAUAAGGAUUUCUCAAUCACUGGAUGUUCUGAAACAGAGAAAGAGUCUAUGACUGGAUCUGACGGAGAGGAAGCGUGGCAUGCUGACUUUAAUCAGAAGACAGGAGUAGUUACAUUACCUGAUUUCGCAGAUCCUAUGAGCUUUCCAGGAUAUUAUGAAGAAAGUGUUGCAAAGCAAGAAGUAUGCAAACAAAACCUGGCUGUACUCAUUAAAGCUUACGAGAGCCCACCAGAGGAAAUGGACCCUCCUGAGACGUUCAUCUAUCCGAGGAACGAUGUGCAGCUGGCUGUUGAAAACACGCUCAUCUGUCACGUGACGGGCUUCUUUCCUCCACCUGUCAGCGUCUCAUGGGCUAAGAACAAUGUGAUUGUGACAGAAGACGUGAGUCUGAGUCAGUACCGGCCGAGGAGCGACGGAUCCUUCCACGUGUUCUCCUCCCUGAAGAUCACUCCUGAAGAUGGAGACGUUUACAGCUGCACAGUGAACCACCGAGCGCUCCAGGGCCAACCGCAGACCAGAAUAUGGAGUGUCCCGGAGGCGGCUGCUGUCCUGCCCAGCCUGGGUCCGGCGCUCUUCUGUGGAGUGGGAUUGACUCUGGGGCUGCUGGGAGUCGCUACUGGACUCUUCUUCCUCAUUAAAGCAACUACGACUGACACGCCAGACAUGGCCAAAAACAUCAAACAUUUAAUGCAGUGGACCCAAUCAAAGACAGUUUCUCCAGGAUUCUGAAGACGGUACAU
Messenger RNA from Sinocyclocheilus rhinocerous, 803 nucleotides. RefSeq names its product H-2 class II histocompatibility antigen, A-U alpha chain-like. The record is from RefSeq and is a predicted model, not a curated record. Gene Ontology annotation, cellular component: MHC class II protein complex; membrane. Gene Ontology annotation, biological process: immune response; antigen processing and presentation. Bases 1 to 792 code for a protein of 263 amino acids. The transcript is spliced from 4 exons. NCBI's taxonomy places the organism in Eukaryota, Metazoa, Chordata, Actinopteri, Cypriniformes, Cyprinidae.